Octopus bimaculoides (California two-spot octopus) is the source of this 4827-nucleotide messenger RNA. RefSeq lists its product as uncharacterized. NCBI's taxonomy places the organism in Eukaryota, Metazoa, Mollusca, Cephalopoda, Octopoda, Octopodidae. Gene Ontology annotation, molecular function: [heparan sulfate]-glucosamine 3-sulfotransferase activity. The record is from RefSeq and is a predicted model, not a curated record.
GAGAGAUGUGUUUUGUUCCUGAGGUGAAAACAUUUGUAUAGGUAGAUAGAGAAGGCGAGAAACGGAGAGAUUAGAUGGGCGCUGAUAGUAAGAAUGAUAGUAAAAUGCGGUCGAUGAAAGAGAAGAUAAAAUAAAUAAAUAAAUAAAUGAAUUAAAAAGCAAGAAAAACAAAUGAUUUGCUAAUCUAUAAAUACAUUAGAACGAAUAAAGGAAGAAGGAAAAUGAAAAACAAUGUCAUGAAGAGUUUAUGUAAAUGAAUGAUGAGGUGGAAGCUGCUGGAGAGUUGAGUAGCAACAGAUACAACGUUGUGGAUUUUACACGAGCGAGCAAUUCGGAAAGACGGAAAGACGGAAGAAAUCAGGAACUACAACCAACAAGUUGUGUUUUUACUAGAGGUAGUUAGAAGUAGAAAAGCAUGCAGCGAAGUGUAGAGCGUAGCGCUGUUGCUUCAUAGUGGACAGAUUACAAUGCGCGAACGUUGUGAAAUUAUGUGGAUGAAGGAAAAAGUACAGAGAAACUAGAGUUACGUGGACACAAAAAACAAUAUGAAAAUAUACAGAGAUAGACUUUGCUGAAAAAAGAAACUGUGUUGUGAGAGAAAGAUAACAUGCAUCACAACAACAUAAGCUUCAAGAUUACCUGUAACUACUGCUAGAAUUUUUCAAAGGCGAUUAUUUUUGUUCGAAUUUAAAACUUGUAAUAUAUACACUCCAUAUAUUUUACAUACACACACACUAACAUACACACGCACAUACAUACAUACAUACAUACAUACAUACAUGCAUACAUAUAUACAUAAAUAUAUAAUACCUCCGUACACACAUAUAUAUACAAACACACACACAUACGCACAUACACACACACACACACACACAUAUAUAUAUAUAUAUUUCUUAUACACUGCUCGUUUGUUCACAAAUACAAGUGUAUAUAUCACACAGAAAACUAAUCGACAAAAGAAGUGAAAGUUUACCUGCUGUAAAGGUACAACAUUUUCGAAGAUUAACAAUAAUACUGCUACUGCAAUUGGUGCUAUACUCUUUUUAGUUCUUUUACAGUUAAUAAUUCAUUUGUUUUUUCGUGAUAAUCUUUGUAAUUAUCACAAAGAUUAUAAUUACAGUUUUGUUUAUAUAUACAAGAUAAUUCGCUCCUUCGAAUUUAACACGAUUUACAAUAUAAGUAUGAAUGACAUCUAAUUUCAUUUAAUUCAUAAUUAAGUUGUAGUGGAGAUAAAUAUCAAAGAAAAGAAACGAGCGUUAUGCUCAGAAAUGACUGAAAAGAAUUAAAAAAAAAAAUAAUAACUAAAUAAAUACUGUUUUCUACUUUAGAAAUAUAUAUAUAUACCGAAGUACCCAGAUGGUUGGAAAUGAAAGGUGGAUGAUAAUAUUUCUAGUAUUUUAAACAUUGCAUUACGGAUAAUAAUAAUAAUAAUAAUAAUAAUAAUAAUAAUAAUAAUAAUAAUAAUAAUAAUAAUAAUAGUAAUAAUAAUCCCUUUUAACAUAGGUUGAAGGCCAAAUAAUUUCGGGAAAGAGGUUAGUGGAUCAAAUCUACCACUUCAAUGGACCGAAUUCGGAUACCAAACUCAUGAUAAUAAUAAAAACGUGAUAAAAGUAACAGAAAGGAGAAUAUGAGGAUGGAUACUAAACAGCAGCUGGUAGAAUUUAAGGAACAAAAUUGCAAACUUGGAGAAAAGAAAGGACGUUGAAGAAAGUAUACACAAGUACUUUGAAAGAAAGUGAGUAGUGAAUGCGAUUAUUAUAAAACUGCUACAGGUAUGUCUCUAAGUUUAUUUUGAACAUUGAUAGUGUUUUGUCAAUCUGACUACCUGUGUGAAGGUAUGCAUUGCAAUUUUGCGAACAGUAUUGUACAUUUUGGAGGUUUGAACGAAUGAGUUUGUCACAGGAGAAAAAUACAGAAUGAAGGAAACAGAGUUAUUAAGACGAAUAUUAUAUAAAAUAAAUCGAGGCACUGAGAGGAGAUGAACGUCUGAUUGAGAUAAAAAGAACCAGUCACAUGGAAAUUUAAAAAACAAAAAAAAUCGUCAUAUCUGAAGUAACAUGUCAGAUCGAAUCACCGGAAGUAAUUUUAUUGUAUCAUAAAUACUUUGUUUGUUUUCUUUUAAUAUAAUUUUUUUUGUAAAUAUGAUUUUUUUUUCUCUCCAUUAGAAACUCAGAAAUUUAACGUGACAAGUGACAAGAGAUAACUAAUCUAACAAACAAUUAUCGAUAUGCUCAGACACACCUACGGCAUUUCCGAGAGCUGUCUCCAAGUAAUAUAUAUUUAUUAUUAGUAGUUAGUUAUCACGUCAUAAACUAGAACAGGUCAUUUUCUUUUUUCUGCACAUGCCUCUAUAUGCUGUAACAUGACGGAGGCUUUCUUUUUUCUUUCUUUUUAAGUUAUAGCUUUACCAGUUGAUCACAUUGCUUACGUGUGUAUAAGAUAAUGACACUUUAAGAAGAAUAUAUGGAUUUACUAAACUUUUUACUUGAAACAGCAGUGUGUACAAAAUGGGCAUUUAACGCUUCACCGAACUGGACCCAACAAUCAACGAUUAAUGGAUGGAGCGCACUGGGGUUGUUCAUCUAUCUUCUUCCACCCCAUUAAUGAACACGUGCCAUAGAUACCUUCAGAAAAAUUUCCAGCCACAAGAUCCCACAAACUCAGCGAAAAUAAGUGUUUUAAAGCGGAUUCUUCGAUUUACAAAACGCUUGUGGUUGAUCCUUUCUUUCGUAUGUACCCUGAUGUGUAUAACCCUUUAUAUGUUUCUUUCAGCUAACUGUUGCCGGUUAUUAGAUCUUACUAGUGGAUUUCAUCCGGCUGUGCCUUUAGAAUCAUCAAAAUACGAAUUUGACAAUAGUUUGAAAGAAAAGUCUUUACCGUACCGAUUCCAAUGGAAUUUACCCGGUCGGAUACAUAAAAUUAACAGUCCUGUUCAUAGUAAAAAGACUUCUCGCCAUCAGAGUAAUUCAUACAAAAGAAAAAAAUCCAAAUCCGGAAAGCCAAUUGUGAAGAAAAAAACAAAAAUUCUCUACAGAUUCGCUAAGCCACCUGAAUCACAUAAAAACAUGCAUCCUGGUUCAUUAGUUUCUUCACAUACAAAACGAUCCAAAAGUUACAAAAGUAUGAAUGCGAAAGUUGGCAAUAAGAAACCAUACAAAAAGCGAUUAAACAGAGAACUGUUCCAAGCUUCAUUAGCAAUAAAUCAGAAAAACAUUUAUGCUGUAGUUGGAAAUGACAGCGGUGGAGGCACUCACUACGCUGAAAACAGGGUGAAGACAUUCGACCAAUUAUCGUCAGCAUGGCAAAACUCUUGGCUUCGUCAUGUAAAUGAGAAAAAAGACUUCACCCUUCAUAAUUACAGCACGCGAAAACAUAUCAUGUCUCUCUCAGAUUAUGAAAAAGGAAAUGAACAAACACGAACGGAUAGUCCAUUAAAAACUAGCAUGAACUCGAUAAAGUCGCCUGGAGUUAGAAACAGCCUGGUGCUAAGUAAAGAGUAUUCAAACCAUGAAUAUAUAAACAACAUCAACUCUAAAAACAUUAAAAACAAUACCAAAGACAACAGCAGCACAAUCUAUUUCGAAGAUAAUAUGUUAGAUGAAAAUAGAGACGGCAAUGACAACAAAGACAACAACAACAACAAUAAUAAUAAUAAUAGCAAAAACAACAGCAGGCAACAUGUUCAGUUACAAAGAAUUCGUCAUAACGCUACUAAAAAACUUCCGCAAGCUAUAAUUGUUGGUGUGAAAAAAUGUGGUACCAGAGCUCUUUUGGAAUAUCUGCGUUUGCAUCCCGAUAUGAAGGGCACGGGACCGGAACCUCACUUCUUCGAUAAACAUUAUGAUCGAGGCCUAGAAUGGUACAGGAAGAAAAUGCCUGCGACUAUCGAAGGACAAAUGACAAUCGAGAAAACUCCAAGUUAUUUUAUUACCAAAGAUGUUCCAAGAAGGAUAUAUAACAUGUCUAAAGAGAUGAAAAUCCUGAUAAUUGUACGUGAUCCAGUAACUCGUGCUAUUUCUGAUUAUACCCAAUUGGCCUCAAAAGGAAUUACCAAGAUGCAUCGCUUUGAAGAUUUAGCUUUUCUCAAUCUAUCGACACGUAUUGUUGAUACGAGUAGAAAUAUUAUACGCAUUGGUGUUUAUGCGAAAUACCUUGAACGAUGGCUGAAUUAUUUUCCAUUGUCACAAAUACAUUUCGUCAGUGGAGAGCAAUUGAUAUCAGACCCAGCUCGAGAACUUGGGCGGGUGCAAGAUUUUCUUGGCUUAAAAAGGAUAAUUUCGGAGAAGCAUUUCUAUUUCAAUGAAACGAAAGGAUUUCCAUGUUUGAAGAAAUCGGAAGGAAGCGGACACCCUCAUUGCUUAGGAAAAACGAAAGGGAGACCGCAUCCAACUGUUGAUAUAACAAUACUUAAACGCCUCAGAGAUUUUUACCGACCAUUUAACGAGAAGUUUUAUCGUAUGGUCAAUAGAGAUUUUCGUUGGCCCUAACCUUAAACAGUCAUAACCUUCUUCAUUCUCAUUACCAACAUCUCCUUCAUCAUAAAUGUAAUCACAAAAAAAGUUUCUCUGUUAUCGCUGUUGUUUUGAAAGCACAGCUUUUGUAGUUGGAAUAUAAUUUUUUCUAUGAAAAAUGUAAUUGAAAUCUGUGAAACAGGAGAAUUAUUCAAAUGAAUUACGUGGUAGUGGUUUGGUAACCAAACCAAGGUACAUGUCCAUAUCUUUUCUCCUAUUUUGUUUUACAGAACUCCUUCAGAGACGUGUCUUUUCCUUCCUUAGAACUAUUUUUGGUAAACCAUAUAUAUAUAUAUAUAUACAUAUAUACAUACAU